Miniopterus natalensis is the source of this 1191-nucleotide messenger RNA. RefSeq names its product serine peptidase inhibitor Kazal type 13 (gene SPINK13). The record is from RefSeq and is a predicted model, not a curated record. Gene Ontology annotation, molecular function: protein binding. Lineage: Eukaryota; Metazoa; Chordata; Mammalia; Chiroptera; Miniopteridae.
UUUGCCAGCAGCCUUACUCAGGCCUCGCCCACGCAGGACAUUAGGUGAGAUCGCAUGGCUGCCCUUCCUCGCGUGAUACUAUUUUUCCUGCUGUUUUCCACUUGGGCACCUAAUGUUUUUUCAGGACUGAAACCACAGGACCCCGCUAAAUGGCCUCCGCCCCCAUGUGAACUGUACUUCCCGGUGGAUUCCAGUUAUAUACCACAGGAACCAGAAUGCCCUCAGAUAUUUGCCACGGUUUGUACUACAAGUGGCAAUUCUUUCCAGAAUGAGUGUUACUUUUGUCUUGCUCAGUGGGAAUUCGGUUCUCGUAUUAAAUUUCUUAAAUAUGGAAAAUGUUAGUAACGGAGCGCUCCAUUUAUUUAUUCUUUUUCCUGCUUAAUUCUGAAAAUCACUUCUUCUGGAAUUUGAGGACGUAUAAUAAAUAACAUGCCUGUACCCACAUUUGUAAUGAAAUCGGGAACAAAUUAAACUAAUGGAGCACAAAUACUGGAUUUAUUACAAAUAAACAUUGUAAUAAAAGAAGUGGUCAGUGUUCAUGCCUGAGUGCUGGUUGUUUAAAGUCAGCUUUCGUUGUGCUUGGGUCUAAGGUCUGUUAUCAGGUGAGCUUACCUAACAGUCUCCAGAAUUAAUUUUUUUGCAGAUUGCAGGCUUAUCUGCAAGGUCCGGCCCUGCCCCACUAAUGUCACUUAAAGACAGGAGCAAAAGAGGAAAUAUCCCCACACACACAUACACACAGCUAGAAGUUAGAGACUUUCUACCCCAUAUUCAUGAGUGAAGCCCACCUGCAUUAGGGGAGAAAAAAAUCCCACAUGCUAAUAGAAGGAGGGAGGAGGGUAGCCAAGAGUUUUGGGGGCCAGGCAUGCUUGAGACAGAGCUUUGAUAUCAUUUGACCCCCUGAUUUCAGCAUACCCAAUUCUUACUCCAUUUCAUCAUUACUAUUACAUUGGUCAAUAAGUUCCUUUUUCCCUAAUGCUAUUUAUAAUGUCACUUAAACUGAAAAAUCUUGACUAAUACAGGGAGAUGAAUUCAUUUUUACAUUUCAGGCUGGGGAAAUGAACAGUGGAAAAAGCCUUUGUUUUCUGUGUGCUGUGUUGCCACUAGAUGUCAGUCUCUUCUACCUUAGUCUAAGGAGCUCUUGAUUUAACCAGCAGCUUCCAGAAGAGGGCAUACAACUCUCCUUUCCCCAUC